Molecule: messenger RNA, 609 nt
Organism: Blastocystis hominis
Lineage: Eukaryota; Bigyra; Opalinata; Blastocystidae
Exons: 4
Coding region: 1-609 (202 amino acids)
Biological process (GO): endoplasmic reticulum to Golgi vesicle-mediated transport; Golgi organization; intracellular protein transport
Cellular component (GO): Golgi apparatus; COPII-coated ER to Golgi transport vesicle; endoplasmic reticulum-Golgi intermediate compartment
Source: RefSeq, a predicted model, not a curated record
AUGCUUACUGGGAUGAAGAAUUUAAUUGUAUUCUGUUUGAUGGGUUUAAUGGCAACCAAUGCACUUACUAUCACAUUGAAGAAUGGAGUUGAACAGUGUAUUUGGGAAGUGGGGAAAGCUGGAGAUCAGCUAUACGCUUCGUAUGAAGUAACCAAGGGAGAUGAGAAAAAUAUAAUUGUUUCUAUUACUGAUAAAAACAAAGCAAAAGUGUACCAGUCUGAGGGGAAGCCAAGCGAUGAUUUUAGUUACAACUUUGAAGGCGAGAAUCGAAUAACAAUGUGCUUUUCCACUCGCCGUUCGGAGGAAACAAGUAUUUCCUUCCGGUAUCAAGUAGGAAAUGAGCUCAAGCCGAUCAACAAAUCUCCUCGAACUGAAUACGUGACUUCCAAUGAUGUAAAUAACCUGGCUGAUAAACUGCAGUAUGUCGCCACUGAGAUUUACGCUAUGCAGGACGAGCAGCGUUACACGCGUGAGAAACAGCAUAACUAUAAGCAAGAUCUGAUAAAGCUGAAGAGAAAGGUGAUAAUCUCUUCUCUUUUCGAGGCUGUUGUGAUGUUGUUGUGUGUGCUACUGCAGUUCUUCCAAUACCGUAGUAUGAUUCGAGUGUGA